Molecule: messenger RNA, 5017 nt
Organism: Mus musculus (house mouse)
Lineage: Eukaryota; Metazoa; Chordata; Mammalia; Rodentia; Muridae
Gene: Enpp6
Product: ectonucleotide pyrophosphatase/phosphodiesterase 6
Exons: 9
Coding region: 87-1211 (374 amino acids)
Biological process (GO): lipid metabolic process; choline metabolic process
Cellular component (GO): plasma membrane; extracellular region
Molecular function (GO): phosphoric diester hydrolase activity; glycerophosphocholine cholinephosphodiesterase activity
Source: RefSeq, a predicted model, not a curated record
CUAGAUGAGAGAAUAACUCCAGACUCCAUCCUCAGGCUUUGCAAGGGCACAGCUGUGCCAGCUCACCCUGGCAGACUCCUGGCAGCAUGGCAGCAAAGCUCUGGACCUUCCUGCUGGGCUUUGGGCUCAGCUGGGUGUGGCCGGCUUCUGCCCACCGGAAGCUCCUGGUGUUGCUCCUGGAUGGUUUUCGCUCAGACUACAUCAGUGAGGAUGCUCUAGCAUCCUUGCCUGGCUUCAGAGAGAUUGUGAACAGAGGCGUCAAAGUGGAUUACUUGACUCCAGACUUUCCCAGCCUCUCCUAUCCCAAUUACUACACCCUCAUGACUGGCCGCCACUGUGAGGUCCACCAGAUGAUCGGCAACUACAUGUGGGAUCCCAGAACCAACAAGUCAUUUGACAUCGGGGUCAACCGAGACAGCCUGAUGCCCCUGUGGUGGAACGGGUCAGAACCGCUGUGGAUCACUCUGAUGAAAGCCAGGAGGAAAGUCUACAUGUAUUACUGGCCCGGCUGUGAAGUUGAGAUUCUUGGUGUCAGACCAACUUACUGCCUAGAAUAUAAAACUGUCCCAACAGAUAUCAACUUUGCGAAUGCAGUUAGCGAUGCUCUCGACUCAUUAAAGAGUGGCCGAGCGGAUCUAGCAGCCAUAUACCAUGAGCGCAUCGAUGUAGAAGGUCACCACUACGGCCCUUCAUCACCUCAGAGAAAAGAUGCCCUCAGAGCUGUGGACACUGUCCUGAAGUAUAUGAUCCAGUGGAUUCAGGACCGAGGCCUGCAGCAGGACCUAAACGUCAUCCUCUUCUCAGACCAUGGGAUGACUGACAUCUUCUGGAUGGAUAAAGUGAUUGAGCUGAGCAACUACAUCAGCCUGGACGACCUGCAGCAAGUGAAAGACCGAGGGCCCGUUGUGAGCCUGUGGCCAGUUCCUGGAAAACACUCUGAGAUAUAUCACAAACUCCGCACAGUGGAACACAUGACCGUGUAUGAGAAAGAAUCAAUACCCAACAGGUUCUAUUACAAGAAAGGAAAAUUUGUCUCUCCUUUGACCCUGGUGGCUGAUGAAGGAUGGUUCAUAGCAGAGAGUCGAGAGAUGCUUCCAUUUUGGAUGAACAGCACGGGCAAGCGUGAAGGCUGGCAGCGAGGAUGGCACGGAUAUGACAACGAACUCAUGGACAUGAGAGGCAUCUUCCUGGCCAUCGGACCUGCUAUCUGAUGUCCAGAAAGGCUUAUCAGACAGCAGUUUGCUGACAGCUAUUUCAAGUCCAACUUCAGAGCUGCUCCAAUCAGAUCCGUGGAUGUCUACAACAUCAUGUGCCACGUCGCAGGCAUCACCCCACUGCCCAACAACGGGUCCUGGUCCAGGGUGGUAUGCAUGCUGAAGGGCCAGACCAGCUCUGCUCCACCCACCCCACUGAACAGCUGUGCACUGGUCUUGAUUCUCCUCUUAUACUUUGUAUAGCUGGCCCUAUGGCUCAUUCCAAAGCACUGUUGCAGUAAAGCCUGCUUCCAACAUGGGACAGUUUUCAUUUUCUUUAUGGAAUAAUAGCUUUAUUAACACAAUCAAGGCCGUUAAAGUUGUGAAUAUAUUAUUCUUGGGUGAUUCUACCCACAAAAGUCCCUUCUGGGGAAAAAAACUGCAAAAUUCGUAUACUUUGUUUUACCUAAAAAGUUUGAAAUUUGCAUCUUCUCAUUCACUUUUCUACAUAGUUCUCUGCUUUGUUUAUACAUCCUUACUGAAGAUGAACAGUGAGAGCCAUGCUUUGCCCCUGCAACAGGCAAACAUUAAACGGGUAUCCUGUAGUCAUCUUGGACCCUCUCAUACUGCCUUGCCCUGUCAAGCAGGCUCUCUGUGAUCUGUCCACAUGUAAGAGCUCACACUUGGAGGUCUGCAGCCAUAAUGUUAUAUUUUCUAUUCUAUUCCAGAUAGAGACAGUCUAUCUACAGGAAAGCAAUAUGUGUUGUCUGGUUCUUCCCCAAUGCAUGGUGGUUUUUUUUUGUUUUUUGUUUUUUGUUUUUUUAACAACACAAUCUCAGAAAGCACAUAGACCAGUAGAAAUCACAACCAAUUGAAGUAUCAAUAACAAUUAGACAACUCAUAGAACUGGCAGAGGCCAUGACACCUCUCAAAAUUUGAGAACAGAAUAGCUUCUCCCCUUCAUUGAAUGCCAAGUUUCAAGGUUCUAUGUAACUAAAAACACAAUCUCUCAUAAUACAAAGCCUUGUGAGCCACAGGCCCUGAACAUUGACAUCCACAUCUGCCUGUCGGUGACCACUAACUUCCCUCAGACACUGCUACUCUUUUAGUUUUUGAGUCAAGGCACAUGUCUGAUAUGUCAGUGAAGGCUUGGAAAGGAAGCCUUAGUAUCAUAGUAUGAACAUCAUAAAUUUAACUCUUUGCUAGGAAUAGUGAUAUAUCAAAUGCAAGUUCCAUACUUCAGUAGUUCAGAAGGACCUUGUAAAACAAGGACUGAUUGUACUUUUAAACAAUUAGAAGAGAGCCUACAUGUACACACACAUGCACACACAUUUACACAUAAACACAUAUACACAUGCACACACACAUGUAUGCACAUGCACAGACAUAAACAUAUACAUGAAUAUAAACACACACACACGUGUGUGAACACAUGCCCUCCACAUAUUAUGGUGAUACCUAGAAUUUUUAUCUUUUUUAUGAUGAAGAAGCAUCAUAAAGCAUCAAAUUCAAAAGAAUUUGAGUUUUGAAUUUGUCCAUUUUCUCAGCUACUGUUAUGCCAUGUGACACUGUCUCACCAGGCUGGCCAGAAGCAGCAACAAACCGGAGCUCCCAACCAGCCACAUGAUCCUGGCUGUGGGCCUCAAUAUCCUAGAGCACACGGUGCCGCUAAACUAUGAGGGUCUGUAGGGUGGUGUAUGAAAGUCCUGUUGACUAAAUAAUAGUUUCAGUUCAUGAUAGGCUUAUGGGCAUGUGACCUCAUCCUAUGUUGAGGAGAUUAUGAAUCCUGUUGCCUUUGAAAUGAGUUGGCACUAAAUGGGUCAUUAAAAGUGACACUGUGUCAGGAAAAGACAAAACAUCAGCUCUCAGGAGGAGGAAGCCUUUAUUUGGUGCUUGCCCUGAAAAAAAAACAAAAAACAAAACAAAACAAAACAAAAAACCCCAAAACCGAAAACAAAACAAAACAAAACAAAAAAAACUAACAAAACAAAACAACAAACAAACAAAAAGCUCAAUAGCACCUGAGUUUCGCAAAGAUGGAGUUGCUGCAGUGUCUUGAACUAAGAGAGCAAAAGAUCACUGCUUAAAAAAAUGUUGAGUUUAUUCUCACAAAAGAUUUCUAAGGAUUUAGGUAAUGUGUCUUUAAAGCUCCAACAAACCAUGGAAUCAACUGGGAAGGAGGCGAAUUAGCCUUUGUUGUGUGGUUGAAAGCAAAUUAGUGCUUUCAGAACACUGGUAGGGGCUGUUGAAACAGACAUCUAUUGUUCAAAGUUUUCUUUUCCCUUCAAGAAUGGUAUUUUGUUGAAUUCCAGGAAGCCAGUUUGACUUCCUCUUUAGAAGAAGGAUUUCUGAGACACAUUCAAGUGAUUAAAUUCAAAGCAAAUUGUCAACAUCACAAGGGGGAUGCAAUGUUGCAUCUUUCUUUCUGGUUCUUUCCUUCACUGGUCUUUAGGUUAUAUAACAAAAUCUCAGAUAUCUACCUUACAAAGUAUAAUGUUCACUAAAUGAAUGAGGAAAAAGAUACCAAAGGAAAAAAGUGUAGAGGCACAUAAUAAUAAUACAAUUUAGGGUUAAAAAAAGUCUUUUGCCUAAAAAUAAUGCAUAGAUUCUAAUGACAUAAUUAGUUGGCUGAAAGGAUCUUCCUAUUAAUUUUGCUUUAAAGUCUAAUUUUUUUCCCCAGUUAAUAUCUCCCACCUACUAUUAACCCUCCCUGCAUAGCCUCUGCAAUUCACUGACAGUAUAUUCCUGGUGCCAGGGCUGUAGACUUCACUUUCUCUAAACGUGAUGUGCUCAGUAGAAGUAAGAUGUGCUAGGAAUAUGCACGAACAUGCUCCCUCUUUAAGUUUCCUGAGAAUUUCCUGCUAAGCCCAGGAGGAAGAUAACUGGGUGGACCUACCACAGAGAAAUGAAAGGGAUGGUCUUUAAAUUAAAGAUGAGACUAAGGGCUACUUUCUCUACCCAUGUGCCUCAUCUCCAGGAUCCAAUUUAAUUAAGUUCUGAAGACCUAACCAUAAACUAUAAAAGGUCCAGGGAAUUCUUGCAAGCCUAGAAGAGUCUUAAAUUAUAAAGGCCCAAUUCUCUUCACUUUAAAAGAAACUUUGGAAAUCCAUAUCAGAUCUGAGUUCAACCACAGACAGUACCUUGCAAUCUCUCCCAGAGUUGCAGAGACAGGGUCUCAGGCAACCCUUGUAAGUCAUAAUAAUGAAGGUUUGGGCUUGCUCCAAGGAGAAGUGGGGUUUGCUUCAAUCCUGGAUUAUCUGAAUCCUCAGAGAGCUAUUUCAUAAUUAGCCAGUUCUUCUGGGGCUCAUCAGCUGACACUGGCCACUGACCAACCCCAUAUGGAUCAAGCUUCCAUCCCUCCAACACCAAAGAGGAGGUCUCAAAGCUCUUAAGGGGAACGAAACUUGUAGAGAAAAAAAAAAGGCAGGUGGCUUGCCUUUCACAUGUCCCUCCUUGUGGCUCUAGGAGUCCCCAUGGUGCUAUCAAACCAACUUGGACAUUAUUCAAGAAGCACAACUCUUCAGUGGAAUUUUCUAAGUGUUUCACAUUUGUAUGAAUGUCAAGAGAUUUCCAAGUGUGAUUUGCAUUUUUACCAUUAUAAGCAACCUGUGAUGGAUCAAAGUCAGAUGCUAUAAAUUAUUUGCUACAGAAAAUGAGAACAUAGCCAAUGCCCACUGGCUGUUGAACAUUUCAAAACUUGGUUUUUAGCUUAUUCUCAGGAGAAUACGUGUUGCUUAGAAAUCAUAAAAUGUCACCUAGUACAAUGUAUUAAAUGUUUAUAUUUUGAAUGAAAAAAAAAAGAAUAAAUGUCAACAGGGAGACUU